GUCAAGCAUUUCCUGUGCAGAGCCGAAGGGCCGCGUCCGAGGCCCCGGAGACAUCGCGGCGGGGCUCGCGCCGCGCCACCCGCCGCCCGGAAAGGUGGAUUACAACGUUUCAAAAUGCUGGAGGUUAUUUGGGUGAAUUUAGAGAUUACGUUUAAUGUGUCUGUGUCUUCAGAAAUUCUGCUCCUGCAUUUCAUGAGCUAAAAUAUCUUAUAAAGAUGAAGCUGGAUACCUUCGCUGAUCUCCACAUUAACCACGUCCUGUGAAUUCAGACAUCUUCUGAAGAAGGAGGAGAUUCAUCAGAUACGUGGCCUUCUGUUGUUGCCUAAGGAUACCCUUCUUUUUUUUUUUUUUUUCUUCUGAAAGACUAUCUGCACGAAGAUGGAUUUGCAUUUAGCAUACAGUCUGUGGAGUUAGAUGAGAGAGGACGCUGUUAAUGAAUGACCAACGUUUAUUUCCAUCAGUGUCUCCAGCUUUUUUUUAUUUUUUAUUUUUAACACAAAAAUGAAGGACAAGUAUAAAACAACAGAGCUGGUGUAUUUCUCUGAGGCCUUUAUGUAAGCCUCUAUUGUCCGGACCUGGUGCUAAAGGAAAGCAAUCUGCUUCUGAUCAUUUGAUUGUGGCUGUGGAAAGAGAACCUUUAAACUGAAGCAUCUUUCAGCUUCUGGCUUGCACAUAGUGAAAGGGAAAAUGAACACAUUUUACUGGUCAGGGGCAUUUUACUGAACGAAGAAAGGAAAAGUUAGAUUAUCCUUGUUUUAAUUUCAAACCAAGAACUGACCACAUUGUUCUUAGAAUUUGACUACUAGGGAGAUCUGGACAGUUUAAAUCAAGUCAGAUGUCAGCAAACGACUCUUCUCCCCCAUCCUUACAGAAGUUUUCCCCACCCACGUGUCAUGCUGCUGCACCACAAACCCCAAGUUUGUCUUCGAGUCCCCUGUCGGGGCUCUCCAGCCGCCUCUCCAAUGGCAGUUUCAGCACGCAGAGCCUCACCAACUCCCGGGGCUCUAUGCAUGGGGUCUCAUUCCUUCUGCAGAUCGGUCUCACGCGAGAGACUGUCACCAUUGAAGCUCAGGACCUGUCCCUCUCUGCUGUUAAAGACCUCGUGUGCUCUAUAGUUUACCAGAAGUUCCCAGAGUGUGGUUUCUUUGGCAUGUAUGACAAAAUUCUCCUCUUCCGGCAUGACCUGAACUCAGAUAAUAUUUUGCAACGGAUUACAUCAGCAGAAGAGAUACAUGAGGGUGAUCUUGUUGAGGUUGUUCUCUCUGCUUUGGCUACAGUUGAAGAUUUCCAAAUUCGUCCUCAUGCACUUUAUGUGCAUUCCUACAAGGCUCCAACUUUUUGUGACUACUGCGGAGAGAUGCUUUGGGGUUUGGUACGACAAGGACUGAAAUGUGAAGGUUGUGGAUUAAACUACCAUAAGCGGUGUGCCUUCAAGAUUCCAAAUAACUGUAGUGGAGUGAGAAAAAGGCGUCUAUCUAAUGUGUCUUUACCAGGAGCGGGACUUUCAGUUCCAAGACCAGCACAAGCUGAAUACACAUCCUCUGCUUCUGAAGAGCGCUGCUGCCCAGAACCUAGUAAAAGGAUUCCCUCCUGGAGUGGCCGUCCCAUCUGGAUGGAAAAGAUGGUGCUUUGCAGAGUGAAGGUUCCACACACCUUUGCUGUUCACUCUUAUACUCGUCCCACCAUAUGCCAGUAUUGCAAACGUCUGCUCAAGGGCCUUUUUCGUCAAGGAAUGCAAUGUAAAGAUUGCAGAUUCAAUUGUCACAAACGCUGUGCAUCUAAAGUACCUAAAGACUGUCUUGGAGAGGUGGUUUUCAAUGGAGAACCUGCUAGCCCAGGCCAGGAUUUGGACCUGCCAAUGGAGGUUGACAGCAGUGAAAUGAAUAGCGAUGGUAGUCGGGGUCUGGAUGAUACUGAGGAGUCUUCAACUCCGGAGGACAAAAUCUUUUUUAUGGAUCCAUCUGACCUUGAUACAGACAAAGAUGAAGAAGCUGUCAAAACCAUCAGUCCCUCAACAAGCAAUAACAUUCCUCUCAUGAGGGUUGUACAGUCCAUCAAGCAUACGAAGAGGAAGAGCAGUACGAUGGUGAAGGAAGGAUGGAUGGUCCACUAUACAAGUAGAGACAAUCUGAGGAAAAGACAUUACUGGAGACUGGACAGCAAAUGCCUCACACUGUUUCAAAAUGAAUCUGGAACAAAAUAUUACAAGGAGAUUCCACUUUCAGAAAUUCUCCAGGUGACUCAGCCUCGAGAUUUUUCAAACAUGGUGCAGGGCAGCAAUCCAUACUGUUUUGAGAUCAUCACUGACACGAUGGUGUACUUUGUUGGCGAAAACAAUGGCAGCAGUCACCACAGUCCUGUUCUUGCUGCCUCCGGAGUUGGACUUGACGUAGCUCAGGGCUGGGAGAAAGCCAUUCGUCAGGCCUUGAUGCCAGUCACACCUCAAGCUAGCGUUUGCACUGCUGCAGGACAAGGAAAAGAUCACAAAGAUUUAUCUCUGAGCAUCUCUGUUUCCAAUUGCCAAGUCCAGGAGAAUGUGGAUAUCAGCUCUGUGUACCAAAUAUUUGCAGAUGAAGUGCUGGGUUCUGGUCAGUUUGGUAUCGUAUAUGGAGGAAAACAUAGGAAGACUGGAAGAGACGUAGCUAUCAAAGUCAUUGACAAGAUGAGGUUUCCAACUAAGCAGGAAAGUCAGCUUCGUAAUGAAGUUGCCAUUCUCCAGAAUUUGCACCACCCUGGGAUUGUGAACCUGGAAUGUAUGUUUGAAACCCCGGAACGGGUCUUUGUUGUGAUGGAAAAGCUGCAUGGUGAUAUGCUAGAGAUGAUUCUUUCCAGUGAGAAAAGUCGACUUCCAGAACGAAUAACUAAGUUCAUGGUCACUCAGAUACUUGUUGCUCUGAGGAAUUUACACUUCAAGAAUAUUGUGCACUGUGAUUUAAAACCAGAAAAUGUACUACUAGCAUCAGCAGAGCCAUUCCCUCAAGUGAAGCUGUGUGAUUUUGGCUUUGCACGUAUCAUUGGUGAAAAAUCUUUCAGGCGCUCUGUGGUGGGGACACCUGCUUAUCUUGCCCCUGAAGUGCUCAGGAGUAAAGGUUACAACCGCUCCCUAGACAUGUGGUCAGUUGGAGUUAUUGUCUAUGUGAGCCUCAGUGGUACAUUCCCAUUUAACGAAGAUGAGGAUAUAAAUGAUCAGAUUCAAAAUGCAGCAUUUAUGUAUCCACCAAAUCCUUGGAAGGAAAUCUCUAGUGAAGCCAUUGAUUUAAUAAACAAUUUGCUUCAAGUCAAGAUGAGGAAACGCUUCAGUGUUGACAAAUCCCUUAGUCACCCGUGGUUACAGGAUUAUCAGACUUGGCUUGACCUCAGAGAAUUUGAAACGCGCAUUGGAGAGCGUUACAUUACCCAUGAGAGUGACGAUGCACGCUGGAAGGAACAUGCGUAUGAACACAACCUUGAAUACCCCCAGCAUUUCAUUAUGGCUCCGAAUCCAGAUGACAUGGAAGAGGACCCUUGAUUUAUUCAUGUUGCUAAACUGCAGCAAAGACUGACGCACCAGACAGAAACU
Messenger RNA from Numida meleagris (helmeted guineafowl), 3559 nucleotides. RefSeq names its product protein kinase D3 (gene PRKD3). The record is from RefSeq and is a predicted model, not a curated record. NCBI's taxonomy places the organism in Eukaryota, Metazoa, Chordata, Aves, Galliformes, Numididae. The transcript is spliced from 19 exons. Gene Ontology annotation, biological process: protein phosphorylation. Bases 836 to 3508 code for a protein of 890 amino acids. Gene Ontology annotation, molecular function: protein serine/threonine kinase activity; ATP binding.